Molecule: messenger RNA, 2237 nt
Organism: Nicotiana tabacum (common tobacco)
Lineage: Eukaryota; Viridiplantae; Streptophyta; Magnoliopsida; Solanales; Solanaceae
Product: gamma aminobutyrate transaminase 1, mitochondrial
Biological process (GO): biotin biosynthetic process
Molecular function (GO): pyridoxal phosphate binding; S-adenosyl-L-methionine:8-amino-7-oxononanoate transaminase activity
Source: RefSeq, a predicted model, not a curated record
UUUCCCUCACUUGUUUAUUCAACCUUUAGCUUCCCCCCAAAUAUAGCACACCUUCAGUUAAACCCAGAAAUAAAAUUACUUUUUUGUUUUUUUUAAAGUAAAAAGAUAUUUUCGUAUAUUAUUUUUAUAUUAGAUGACUCAUUAUUGAUUGGAGUUGUGUCAUCACUGAGUCGUCAACUUUAUCAAUUUUCUCUUUCUUUUGCUCCUCUCAUUUCUUUCUAUCUUUGCAGCUUCAAUCUUUUCUUACAACUUUUGCAUAAAUGGCCAUAUUCUAACGCAUAUACUAAAGCUUUGAGACAGAAAGAGAAAGGUGCUUUUUUUUUUUUUAAUUUAUUUUUAUUUUAUAUUAGUUUGAUUCCAAAGGUAUUGAAGAAUCAUAUAAAUGGCCAUGAUUUCUCGUUUGCUUCGAUCCACGGUUAAAGCAGUUAUCACCGCCCAGGGUAGUUUCCAUGCAAAACAUAUUCCAGCUGUCAGCAGUUUACAGGAGCAUAUAGUUCGGAAUUCAACACAGGCUAGAUAUAAUAGUACACAGGCAUCUUUGCAAAAUAAUAUUCCAUCAACUGAUAAUAGAGGGUUUAAGGGUCAUGAUAUGUUGGCACCCUUCACUGCUGGGUGGCAAAGUACUGAUGUGGAUCCUUUGAUUAUUGAGAAGUCUGAGGGAUCCUAUGUCUAUGACAUAAAAGGGAGAAAGUAUCUUGAUACUCUAGCUGGUUUGUGGUGCACAGCAUUAGGGGGAAACGAGCCUCGCCUUGUUGAUGCUGCCACUAAGCAAUUGAACACAUUGCCCUUUUACCAUUCAUUUUGGAACCGUACUACAAAACCUUCUUUGGAUCUUGCGAAGGAGCUUCUGGAUAUGUUUACUGCAAAUAAAAUGGCGAAAGCAUUUUUUACAAAUAGCGGAUCAGAAGCCAAUGAUACCCAGGUGAAGCUGGUAUGGUAUUACAACAAUGCUCUUGGAAGGCCAAACAAAAAGAAAUUUAUUGCUCGAGCAAAAGCAUAUCACGGUUCAACUCUCAUUUCUGCCAGUCUCACUGGUCUUCCUGCACUGCAUCAAAAAUUUGAUCUUCCUGCUCCAUUUGUACUGCACACUGACUGCCCUCAUUAUUGGCGCUAUCAUCUGCCAGGUGAGACGGAGGAGGAGUUCUCAACCAGGUUGGCUAAAAAUCUGGAAGAUCUUAUCCUCAAAGAGGGGCCUGAAACAAUAGCUGCUUUCAUUGCUGAACCAGUCAUGGGGGCAGGAGGUGUCAUACCUCCUCCAGCAACUUAUUUUGACAAGAUCCAAGCUGUAGUGAAGAAAUAUGACCUUCUUUUCAUAGCGGAUGAGGUCAUCUGUGCCUUUGGGAGGCUUGGAACAAUGUUUGGCUGUGACAAGUAUAACAUCAAACCCGAUCUUGUCUCCCUAGCCAAGGCUCUUUCUUCUGCAUAUAUGCCAAUUGGAGCUGUCCUUGUAAGCCCUGAAGUUUCUGAUGUAAUAUAUUCUCAAAGCAAUAAACUUGGUUCCUUUUCUCAUGGAUUCACUUAUUCUGGGCAUCCUGUGUCGUGCGCGGUGGCAUUGGAAGCUCUUAAGAUCUACAAGGAACGAAAUAUGGUUGAGAAAGUAAAUACAAUAUCCCCAAAGUUCCAAGAAGGUCUGAAGGCGUUUUCUGACAGUCCCAUAGUCGGAGAGAUUAGGGGAACUGGUUUGAUCCUUGCAACGGAGUUUGCCAAUAACAAAUCUCCCAAUGAUCCUUUCCCUCCUGAAUGGGGUAUUGGUACAUAUUUUGGAGCACAGUGUGAGAAGAAUGGUAUGUUGGUACGUGUUGCUGGUGAUAUCAUAAUGAUGUCUCCUCCAUUUAUAGUGACUCCGGAAGAAGUUGAUGAGUUGAUUAGCAUCUAUGGGAAAGCAUUAAAGGAAACUGAAAAGAGGGUGGAAGAACUCAAGUCUCAGAAGUAAUAGUUGACAGAAAAAGCUUGAUGAUGGCGAAAAAAACAGAUAUACAAGCACAAUUAAAACCAAAAUGUCUUGGCUAUACUGUAAAAUGUCCAGAAUGAAUGAAGUAAGAAAUAUAAUUUUAAGUCCAAGUUGCUCCUCUUCUCUUUCUUUGGAUUGUAAUUUUGUUUGCAGUAAAAUUCCAGCUUUUGAUCCAUAAAUGAAGAUGGCUAUCCCUUUCACCAGUUGUCAUUCAAGAUACUGUAUUACAAAACUUUCCCAAGGUAGUUUGUAUCAAAUGCGGCCAAGUAUUAUCGUAAUUUUAAUA